Molecule: messenger RNA, 1488 nt
Organism: Tetrahymena thermophila SB210
Lineage: Eukaryota; Ciliophora; Oligohymenophorea; Hymenostomatida; Tetrahymenidae
Product: ferric reductase-like transmembrane component
Exons: 3
Cellular component (GO): plasma membrane
Molecular function (GO): oxidoreductase activity
Source: RefSeq, a predicted model, not a curated record
AUGACAACAGAAGAAAACUAAGAUUUAGAAAGUAUUGUAACUAAGCAGUGGCUAAGUUAUUCAGAAGAAGAAUACUUUGCUACGUACAUAGCUUUACCAAGAUUCAUUAAAGUUUUCAGAGGGAAAUUUUAAUAAAUAUUUAACAGAAGGACAUAUGCUAUAUUUAAUUUUUCUAUGUCUAUUGGAGAAAUAAUAGUUUUUCUAGGUGCUCUUGCAGGUCUUGGUGUUAAUAUGGGUCUUAGCUAUGGCAAUAAAAAUAAUUCUGGUAGUGCUGCAGGGAUAAAUCUUUUGGUUUGCAUAGUUUUUACAGUAAAAAAUUCUAUUUUAACUUUCCUUUGUGGGCUUUCAUACGAAAGAGGAAUAUUUUGGCAUAAAGUAUUUGGUUGGUUAGCUGUUUUAGGUGGAGUACUUCAUUUUUUGAGUACUGAUUACCAAUGGGAUGGAUGGUUUAUGCUAGGAAGUUUAUUUGGAAUGUUAGGCGUAAGUCUUUGGCCUAUUCGAUAUUUUCUUUAUGAAAUAUUUAUUAGACUUCAUUGGAUAGGUUUUAUAGUUGUAAUUGUUGGAAUUAUUCUCCAUGGAGUUGAUAUUGCUAUAUAUGGUCUAGGUUACUGGGGACUAGACUUUUUAAUAAAAUAAGCAGUAAUAUAUCGCCACUUAAAGAAUGCCCACUAAAUUAAAAUUGAAAAAGUGACCUCUGAUAUGGCAAAGAUUACUAUACUAGACAAUAAAAUUAAUUAUUAAGGUGGAUAAUAUUUAUGUAUAUGUAUACCUAAAUUAUCAUAUUUUUAGUGGCAUCCCUUUAGCAUAUAAUCUUCUUUUGGUGAGAAAAAGAUAGAAAUAUUUAUUAAAAAAUCUGGUAAUUGGACAAGAGAUUUGCUAGUUCUUGCUGAAAAGCUUAAUGGUGAGUAAACUAAAGCUUAUUUAUGUGGUCCUUAUGGAUUUCCUAGUAUAGAUAUUGCAAGUGAUUACUACAAGACUUUUGUUUUAAUUGGAGGAGGUAUUGGAAUCACUCCUAUUAUUAGUGUUUGUAAAUAACUCCUUGAAGAAAGAACAAAAGGUAGACCUAUUACUAAAAUUUACUUAAUAUGGACUACUAGAAGCAAAGAAAGGCACGAAGAUCUCUUAUCAGAAUAAUAUAUUGAAUCUAUUUUAUCUUUAGAAGACAAACAAAAAAAUCUGGUAGAAAGAUUCUAUCAUUUAUCUACCAGUAGUAAUAAUAAGAAAGAAUAAAAUAAUGUUAAUGAUACCUCAGAAAAUUAAACUGAAGUAAAAUUGAAUACUGAAGAUGGAAAGUUUAUUUUGUAAAGACCUGAUAUUAAACAAUAUUUGAAAACUAUUCAGGAAAUAGCAAAACAAAAUGAUGAAAGUAGAGUUGGAGUUAUGGUAUGUGGUCCUUCUGCUCUUAUUAGAUCAGUUUAAGAAAAAUCUAGUUCAGUAUCUAACUCUAAAGUACGCUUAGAUGUACAUGAAGAAGUUUUUGCAUUAUGA